CGACGACACGGUCACACUGGUAGGAACUAUUAAAGUUAAUGCGCAAACACACAUGGCGUGAUCAUGGAAAACUUGGCUAAAAUAAGGAUGAGCCAAAAACUGGCCUGCUGGCAGCAAAUUCUGACCACCUUGGGAACGAGUUCCAUGUCAGAGCACGAAUGGAAUACUUUUUUCAGGGGGUUCCUCGAAAGCUGGCAAAAUCCCUACUGUAUCCAAACCAGCUGCGAUCCGAGUAUUCCGCUGAGACAGGAGCUCUUGGUCAGACCGAGGAAAGCUGUGCAGGAAAAUCCGCAUGGGCCAGUGGCCACACCUCCAGAGUCCCCUGUUUUCCUGGAACCCAUCAAUUCAACCGCGCCGCGUGAACAUCUGAGUCCCAGCAAGUCCCUUGAUUCAACAGGUUGUCAUCCUGGUGAUGGGGAAAGAUCUCCAAGUGUUUCAAAUAAAAAUUCUACGCAUAAAAAUCCUGGUGACUCCAAAUAUACUAAAAUCUGGAAGCAGAGCAAUAUUCAUACGACUUCCAGUUCCUCCAAAGCUCAAAUUUCCAUGCGCAGAGAUUCUAAACUCUCAAGUACGAAGAAGCGCCCAGUUACGUGUCCACUUGUAGACGAUACAACGGAUGAUUCGCGCAAAAACCGAGAACAACAUGCUAGUGCUUCCAACAAAAAUGUUUUCAAGUCCAGAGAGGCAUCGCCCAAUGUUCCAAACUUGACGAAAGAUUCAUGUGCUUUUCCAGAUGUUCUUAUGUUAAGUCCCAAUUGUGCGUCUAAGAUAACACAACGUGGAAAUUCAUUUGGUCAGACACAAGAUUACAAAACUUCUCCAGGGAAAAUAAUCAAGCGUGUUCCCAGAUAUAGUUCACAAUUCUUAAAGCCAAAAACCGGGAAAGUACAUAAUUUAGGAGACAAACCUAAGAAUAAACAGCAGCCGAAGACUCCACCGCCAUUCCUGCUCGACAACGAGUACAAGGAAUCAAGCGACGACUCUGAUGACCAACUGCCGCUUUCAAAAUUGUCGCUAAAGAUGAAAAGAAAUAAACUAAAUCCCCUUUUUCUUUCUCGCAAUAAAGAUUGCAGUCCUGCUCCUGAGAAAGUGAAGCUAAAAGGAGGACGUCCCGCACAAAAUAAGAAAGAGCAGCUGCCAUGGGAGCCAUCAAUAUUAACUAAUUCGAACGAUCAAGGCAAGCAAUUAGCAGAGCCCCUUCGAAAAUCUGUUAAGAAACCUACCAAACAGAAGAAACGAAGACUUAGAGCGCCUCCGCAGUCAAAGACUCAGGAGAAGCAAUCAACUCACGAAAUGAUCAGUGAGCAGGCCAAAACCAUCUCAAAAGCAUCUGGACAGCAGACAUCUAGAGUACAUAGCAGCUUGUCACCAAGCAAUAUAAGGAACAAUAGCGUUAAAUCAGUAAGCAGUAUAUUGGUUUUUACUCCACCUAAUAACUUCCUUUUGUUACCGCAGAUAAGCGCCAAAAUGUUGAUGCCAGCCCAUAAGUCGCAUACUGCGAUCAACUUGAAAUGCUCAGAAAUCGAUGUACCCGCUGAGAAGGAUUUGUGCCACAAGCUUGAUGUUACAAACGCUUGUCCUAAAAAUCGCUGCGAUGACCUAUACAAACACAAUAUCAAUUUGUUUGGCGACGAGGAUAACUUCCAGAGCCCACAAGACUAUGCAACAAACAAUAUGCAUGUGGGUCAGCCUCUGGGUGACGCCUCCGAGAUCAAUCGCUGUCUGGAGAACUUAAACAAUAAAUCACUGAGCGAGAUCGAUACCCAGCUGGUCAAUACCAGCAAGUUCUUAGAGAAGGUGACGAGACCAUCGACAGUGGAGGUAGACAAAUCCGAUUUAAUGGACAUCUUUAUGGGAGGAAAUGAAGAGUUGGACUAUGAGUACGACGAUGAUGAUGUGCUCUCGGUAGCUGCCUCCUGGAAUGGACUCGACGAUGAGAAUGUGCCUGAGGUCGAACCGUUACCCAAAACCGAGCCUUCCACAGAAACACUUAAGCCAAUCAAAAAAGAAAACGCACAAAAAAAGCAAAACAUAAAAUCGUUUCAAAUUCCCAAACUGAAUGCUAAAAAUCUGAAGACACAGCCCUCCGUAAUGCGUUCCCUGUACGAGAAGGAGGAGUUGAAAAAGAUUAAGGUGUUGGCAAAGCCUGCGCCGCCUUCACAAGGGGAUAAACCCUUAGCUGAAUACAAUCGUAACCAACGCGACGAAGCAACUGCUGCCCGACGGGCCAAAGAAACAUUCCCAGUAUUUGCUCCACCGUAUCGUAUAGCACCAGAAUCGGCAGCUGCUCUGGUCAGCGCCAAAAGCCAACAGGUUAUACCACAAGUACACAUUCCCACCUCCCAAGAGGGUGUUAAUUGGAUCAAAGAUGUGUUUGGGAUAAGGUGCAUGCACAGUGUGGACAACAAAUGCAUCUCUUUUAAUUGUGAUCAUACGAGAAACAAUUUGGGUGAAGUCCAGCAACGAUUGAUGAGGAUGGACGACGACACCUUGGUGAGCGUCUACCGACAAACGAAACGAAGCUUUUUCCUGUUCCAGACCUACUACACCUCGUUCGUGGAUAUCUUCGAAUUUCGCCAUCUCUGGCAGUAUCUGCUAAUCAUGCUGGUCGACUGCCGAUUGUACAAAAGCAUUUCAGCUCCCCUACUGGCACACGUGUAUGAAGCUCUCAGUAAGUGCGGAAUGCAGAAAGAGGCUGUGAAAAGGAUAAUGGAGCAUGUGUGGUUGCCAUGCAAAGCGCACAAAUAUCGGGAUCUGAUGCUAACGACGCUAAAUAUUCUGUCCAACGCUAACUGGGAGGACUAUUGCGAUAAGCUUACGCAGCUGGACACGUAUUAUAACUUUAAGAUACCCCAUAAGAACUUGAUCACCAUACUUAAAUCUUCCGAAGACUGCUCAGAUAAAUUUGCAAAGGCUGUUAAGUUGAUCACCCUCCAUCCAACUUCUAUUUGUACCAACGAAACUAUUAUGUCCAUUUUAAGCAGCGCAUCGAAUGAAAGUGCGAGCGCAAUCCAGGGGCCGCCAGAAGCGGGUUCCUCUCAUUCCUCGUUCAUUGCACCAGCUGCUGCUGUUCAGCCUCCACACUUCACAAUUCCUAAUUUUGGACAUUUACCAACCCAUAGCUUUAAUUAUUCCAAUGAAUAUACGACCAAUAUACAUCAUUUUGAUUAAGCAAAUGAAAAUGAAUGAAAAAUGACUGUCAUAUAUACUUGACAUCUACCACAAUCUCUUCAUUUCCCUUGAUAAACAUAAUUGAAUAAAUUAAAUUAUCAAAUGAUUAUUACAAAUAUUUUGUAUUACAGAAACUAUCAAUAAAGUAAAAGUUGCGUAAUUUCUA
Messenger RNA from Drosophila mauritiana, 3337 nucleotides. Its product is annotated as protein deadlock. Bases 64 to 3171 code for a protein of 1035 amino acids. The record is from RefSeq and is a predicted model, not a curated record. NCBI's taxonomy places the organism in Eukaryota, Metazoa, Arthropoda, Insecta, Diptera, Drosophilidae. The transcript is spliced from 2 exons.